Molecule: messenger RNA, 1291 nt
Organism: Homalodisca vitripennis (glassy-winged sharpshooter)
Lineage: Eukaryota; Metazoa; Arthropoda; Insecta; Hemiptera; Cicadellidae
Product: cathepsin B-like
Exons: 7
Coding region: 122-1138 (338 amino acids)
Biological process (GO): regulation of catalytic activity
Cellular component (GO): lysosome
Molecular function (GO): cysteine-type endopeptidase activity
Source: RefSeq, a predicted model, not a curated record
AUAUAAGUGGGAAUGUCAAGGAGGUGAUGGAUGGCUCAGAUCACGUGAUAUGUCACUCCAAAUGUGAAACGUGGAGUGAACAGAUUGACUCCCAAACUGUGAUAUUUGAGCCGUACUGACAAUGAGAUCCAUUUUAUUAUUAUUGUUCUGCAUAUUUGCGAGAGCUCUGGCAGAAGAACUAUCCGCAGAGUCUCAGGAGGUCAUAGACGCUGUCAACUCUGCGCAUACAACGUGGCAGGCUGGGAGGAAUUUUCAUGGGUCUUACAAGAAGAACCAGGUGAGGAGGCUGUUGGGUCUUAAGAAGAGGGAAGGAGAAAGGGUUUUGCCAAUUCAGCGAUAUGAGCGAUCUCUGAAGGAUAUUCCGGACGAAUUUGAUGCAAGAAACGAGUGGUCAGACUGUGCCUCUUCUAUCGGUCACAUAUGGGACCAAUCCGACUGCGGCUCAUGCUGGGCUGUAUCUGCUGCAUCCGUUUUGACAGACAGGAUGUGCAUAGCCAGCAAAGCAAAGUUCACAGCUCAACUGUCAGCGAGGGAGCUGAUGACUUGCUGCUCCCACUGCGGUGAUGGCUGCAAUGGCGGCUACGACGACCAAGCGUGGAAGUACUUCCAUCACCACGGCAUAGUCACUGGCGGGGACUACGGGUCCCAUGAGGGUUGCCAGCCUUACCCACUGAAGCCAUGUGAGCACCAUGUCAACGGUAGCCGGAUUUCUUGUCCUGACAUGGGGAACCCUCACACUCCGGACUGCUUCCCCUACUGCACUAACCGCAAAUACAAGAAGCCUUUCCGCAAGGAUCACCACAAAACCAAGGAAUCGUACCAAGUGGAGUCCAUAGUUGAAUCUAUUCAACAGGAGAUUCUAAACAACGGACCUGUUCAGGCGGGGUUCACGGUAUACGAAGACUUCCUCAGUUAUAAAACUGGCGUAUAUCAACACGUAACCGGGGACAUGGAGGGUGGACACGCAGUGAAGAUCAUCGGCUGGGGGGUGGAGAACGGAACCGCUUACUGGCUGGUGUCAAACUCCUGGAAUACCGACUGGGGCGACCACGGCUUCUUCAAGAUCCGAAGAGGGGUCGACGAGUGCGGCUUCGAGAGCGAGAUAUCAGCUGGAAUCCCAGACUUAUCGAAUAUUUAGAACACAUUCGAACACUUUUAGAAAAGCCCUAAACAUAAAACGCAAAUCAAGGACACAUCAAAUAUGGAUUUUUAUAUCUUCACUCUCAAGAAAGUUUUCCCACAAUUUGUUCUGAACUAGGAAAUAAAUACGUAGAUUUUUCUUGGACUAAUA